Molecule: messenger RNA, 618 nt
Organism: Emiliania huxleyi CCMP1516
Lineage: Eukaryota; Haptophyta; Isochrysidales; Noelaerhabdaceae
Exons: 2
Source: RefSeq, a predicted model, not a curated record
AUGCACAAGUCGCUGCUGCUCCUCUCGCUACUCUCGGGCUGCGCUGCGCUCAUCGUCUCUCCGGCGCGCGUGUCGGCGGCCGCCGCCUCGCGCUGCGCUGCGCCCACCGCCCUCGCACCUGUCGACGCAUCGGCGGUGCAUUCGGUCGCCUCUCUCGUGGCCGAGAUUGUGCAGGCAGACGGCGAGCGCGCGUACGGCGCGGUGGACGCGCCGCUGUGGGUGCUCCCGGUCGGCGCGAUUGCUGUCGUUGCAACCGCACUCGUCCCGAUCCUGCUCUCGCCCGGCGAGGAGGCCUUCAACCAGCAGCAGGGCUACGAGCAGGGCCGCUUCGGCACCAAGGACGGAAUCAAUCGCCCACGCAAGUAGAGCGCUGACAUUCCCGUGCCUUGCCUCUGUGGCGCAUCCGGUCUGCGGGUCUGCUGCGCACGCUUGUGAUCGCGAGCCACCCUCGUGAAUCGCCUCUCACUUGGCCUGGUGCAUGUCGAGAGAGGGUCGUCCGCACAUUCGUCAUUCCGCUGGCUUGCUGGCAUAGCAGCGUGUGCAGAUGUGUGCAGGGGCGUGUGCGCGCUGCGCAAUCUAUUCUUGCGCGUUCUUCUCCAUAAAUCGAGAACCAGACAA